AUGCCCGAGACCGCGUCGACCGCCAACGUGCUGCCCAAGUCGGACCCUGAUGCUAUAAAAACUGAACAAGACGCGCUCGAGGGGCAUGAAAAUGGGGUAGACGCGUUGCAAGGAACAAUGGAUAGUCAUGAUGAAACGAAUGGGGAUGCGCCCGCCACCGAGAAUCAUCAUGAGCCCAACGGUUAUAUCCAUGACGACGAACGACCAGCAAAGAGAAGACGUACACGAGACUCGACACCCCCUCAAAGCACACCAAAAAAGAUGAAGCCCGUAUCGCCACCAUGGAAGAAGAUAUCUGCCGACGGCCCAACGUCUUAUACCGAGAAUGGCCGUCGCAAAUCUGGCCGCAUCAACACCCUUCUACCAGAACCUAGCCCUUCAAGCAAAAACCGAACAUCAAGAAGAUCUACCGGCGCGAAUUCGACUCCCAAGACCAAGGCUGAAAUCCAGUUGACUAAUGGCAACUCAAGAAAAAUGCCCAACGGCUCUCACAAGGCGAGCCCCGCCACUAAAACUCCAUCGAAGCAAGCACCCGCAUCAACACCAAAAUCUGCAUCAAAAAAGCCUGCAGAAACCCGAACAUCUUCCCGCUCUACCCGUCGACGAAGUCCCUCUCCUCCGCCCCCUCCCCAAAACUCGACCAGAUCCCGUCGAUCGGCACGAUUUAGCGAUGCAGUCAUCAAAGAGGAACCAGAACAAGAUACACGAACCGCACCUUCGAAUUCUACCCAUCGAUCACCUCGGAUAAAACUACGAGUCGGACGAUCUGGCCAUAUUCCUCUUGUGCAUCCUGAUCAGGUUCGCAAAAGGCCAAAGAUUGGAACAAACUUUGAGGACUUUUGGACUCGGGCUGGCGAUAUUCCUGUUGAGGAGGGUGGACUCCAAGCAUCUGAAGAUGGUCCUCAGUACACUGAUGAAUUGGCCGAGCGAGAUGCUCGUGUAAUCCUUCGAGUUGAAAAGGAAGUUGAAGAUGGCGGAAUGCUCUCCCAGGGUCGAUGCUCCAUCUUUCUCCCAGAACCGCAAGAAGAGCCUCCCAGACAAUGGGCUCGUCAGGAUCACAUGGUGAAAGCUAUGGCCAACUUUCGAAAGCUCAUGCUAGCGGAACAACAACGUCACCGAUUUGCAGCAAAGAAAAUAGCCGAAGCCUGUCGUGACGAAUGGCUACGACGUCAACCAAAGUCGGAGGAAGAGAUUGAGGCCGAGCAAAGGGCAAUUUGGAUAUCCCGAUACCGUGUUGUUGUCAAGACAUUGUUUGGCACAUGGGAGAAUGUCCGUAACGAAGUCAAUCGUCGAAGACUAGCCGAGUGGGAGCAAGAGGAGCAAAAGAGAGUCAAAGCAGCAUUAAACGAAGCCGUCAACCUCUCGGAACAAAAACUACAAGCUCGUCAGGCAGGACUAGAUUCUGAACAGCUUUCAGAAGAGGAAGACGGAUUCGAUGAUCUCAGCGACGACAUGAGCAUGAACGACGACGACGAACUUGGUCUAGCAUCGGGGGAGGAUGAAGACAACGAGGAGGACGAUGCCGAUAGUGAUAUAAUGUCAUCAGACGAGGAGGAAGGUGAUGAUGAAGGAGACCAGAAGGAUAUUGGCGACGAAAACUUGACGCAAGAACAGCUACGAGCGAAAUACGCCCACAUACCAGAGCUGGAGAAGUCAACCGAAACCCCAGUGACCGAACCCACUCCCGAAGACACUGAUGCUGUCGAUACGGCUCAAGCAACUGCUACCGAGAAUGCCGAGACGAGCGACGAAUCUGUAGACAUGGAUGAUGAUAUGGGGUCUACCGAUAUGGACAGUAGCGAGGAGGAGGAAGAGUCAGAAGAGGAGUCGGACGAAGAUGCCGGUGGUCUCUUAGGACUUCUUUUCGGAAAGUCUGAAUUGAAAAAGAUGAACAGUGAGGCUGUUGCGGAAACUACGGUCGAGUCAAAGGAAGAUUCCGAGAUGCCCGACGAGGAAGCAGUUUCAGAUGUCGAUGGUGAAGGUGCCGAAGAGAACGAAAUGUCUUUGAUCCAAAUGCCCGAUUCAGAGGUUCAUAACGAAUCGGGGGCAGGAUUGGAGAAGUCGGCGAAUGAGGCAAUCGACGAGGAAAAUGAACAGUUAGCGGAAGCCACCCGGGAUGUCGCACCUGAUCUAGCGGGACAGCAUGGAUUGUCAAACACAGACCAAACUCCUACGGAAUCUGCCAAAGAUAAAGAAGUUGUCAUGACUGGUACUGACGAACCAUCUCUGGCACUAACAGAAAAACCUCAUAGCCCAGCGACUGAACCAGCUACCAACCCACCUAGUCGUGCACAUAGCACAUCACCACCCGCCACAUCAGAAACCAAGCCUUCUGAGCCUGACACUGCAUCUUCUGGAGAGAUGGCUAUCGACAAGCAUGACACAAGCCGAUCUCCUUCACCCCAACUGCCCAACCACAAAAUCGACGUACCUUUCCUUCUCAGAGGAACGUUGCGAGAGUACCAACGUGACGGUCUUGACUGGUUGGCAGGCCUAUACGCCAAUAGCACCAACGGUAUCCUUGCUGAUGAAAUGGGUCUGGGUAAGACGAUCCAAACCAUUGCCCUUCUUGCCCAUCUGGCAUGCACUCAUGAAGUUUGGGGACCACAUCUCGUGGUUGUCCCUACCAGUGUGAUGUUGAAUUGGGAGAUGGAGUUCAAGAAAUGGUGUCCUGGCUUCAAGAUCUUGGCAUACUACGGCUCUCAAGAAGAACGUAAGCGAAAACGACAAGGUUGGAACAAUGACGACGUAUGGAAUGUCUGCAUUACUUCGUACCAGCUUGUUCUUCAGGACCAACAAGUGUUUAAACGUCGACGCUGGCAUUACAUGAUUUUGGAUGAAGCCCACAACAUCAAGAAUUUUAAAUCUCAAAGAUGGCAGACUCUUUUGGGUUUCAACACACAAGCCAGGCUUCUACUGACUGGUACACCUCUUCAGAAUAAUCUCACAGAGCUUUGGUCACUGCUCUUCUUUCUCAUGCCGGCUGAGAAUGGCGUUGGAGGGUUUGCUGAUUUGCAAGAGUUCCAUGAUUGGUUUGCCAAACCAGAAUCGCAGAUUUUGGAGAGUGGGCGAGAACAGAUGGACGAUGAAGCGAGAGCAAUCAUCUCAAAACUCCACAAGGUCCUACGACCUUAUCUGCUGAGACGUCUAAAAGCAGAUGUCGAGAAACAGAUGCCAGCCAAAUAUGAGCAUGUCGAGUUUUGUCGUCUCUCGAAGCGACAACGCGAGCUCUACGAUGGAUUCCUUUCUCGAUCAGACACCAAGGAGACAUUGAACUCUGGCAAUUAUCUGUCCAUCAUCAAUUGCCUGAUGCAACUCCGAAAGGUCUGCAAUCAUCCUGAUCUCUUUGUUGAUCGACCCAUCAUGACUUCCUUCCGUAUGCAAAAGUCUGUCGUCUCAGAUUUUGAAGUGACGGAGCAGAGGGUACAGAGGCUGCUUCAUGACCCCAGUCCAAUGAAAGACGUUAGCUUGGGAUUCCUAAAUUUGAUGCCUACGCAAUGCGAAAGUCUUUCAACUACGCAAGCUGAACGCAUUUCUCAAUUGAGCUCACAUAGGAUAUUGAUGGAUCUGAGAGAGGCUCAAAAGGUUCGGGCCCAGAGUGCGCACGCCAAUUUGGACCCUUCUACGGUCGCAUCAAAUAUUGGGUACUUGGAAAGUGGUGCCAGAUGGGGACGGUACGAAGAGCUUCAACAUUGUGUCUACCUCAAUGCUUUGCGCCGUCAGAAGAAGCCAAUCUAUGGCAAGAACUUGAUUGAGUUAUUGACUAUUGGUACUGACAAGCGACCCUACAAGCCGAGGCCAAAAAUCCCUCGUCAAGUCAUGGCGUGGUUUGAAGAGGAAUCGACGCUCAUCCAAUCCAUGAUACCUACGGUGAACCAACGCGCUGAUAGCUUCAAAACCACCAUUGAGAAGUUUUCGUGUGUCACCCCAGCAGUUGUGACCAGAGACAUGGAGCAAUUCGUUCUCGGUCGCAAGGGUAUUGAAGCUUUCACUGACGAAGAUCUCAAACUAUCGGCGCCAGUCCGCUGGGCACCAUUUCUACCCAAAGAAGCACCCCCAGAUCCUUGGCACGAGGGCCGCAUGCGACUCAGCAUUCAAUUCCCCGACAAACGACUGUUGCAAUACGACUGUGGAAAGCUUCAGAUCUUGGACAAACUGUUGCGAAAACUUCAAGCUGGCGGCCAUCGUGCUCUCAUUUUCACUCAGAUGACAAAGGUUCUAGACAUUUUGGAGCAGUUUUUGAACAUCCACGGUCACAAGUACCUCCGUUUGGAUGGUGCCACCAAGGUAGAGCAACGUCAAAUUCUCACUGACCGAUUCAACAACGACCCGCGAAUUCUUUGCUUCAUCUUGUCGACGCGAUCGGGUGGUCUUGGUAUUAAUCUCACGGGUGCCGAUACUGUCAUCUUCUAUGAUCAAGACUGGAACCCUGCGAUGGACAAGCAAUGUCAGGAUCGAUGCCAUCGUAUUGGACAAACGCGCGAUGUGCACAUUUACCGACUGGUCAGCGAACACACAAUCGAGGCCAAUAUUCUCCGCAAAGCAUCGCAAAAGCAAAUGCUCGAUGACGUGGUCAUUCAAGAAGGAGAGUUUACUACAGAUUACUUCAAUAAGCUUUCCGUCAGAGAUGUUCUCAGCGAGAAACUGGAUUCAAAGAGUGAAGGCUUGGAUGCCGCCGAUGCUGCCUUGGAUAGAGUGCUAGGCGGGCCCGAUACCAGUAACGACCAGCGAAGAGUUGGCCGGGCGCUUGAGCAAGCAGAAGAUAGAGAGGAUGUGGCAGCUGCACGUGUCGCAGAGAAAGAGAUCCAGGCUGACGAUGCCGAUUUCACUGAGAAACCCAGUAAUAAUGCUUCAGGUACCUCGACAGCGCGACAAGGAACGCCAGCUAGCAAGUCAGUUUUGGAUGGCGGGCUCGAUGAGAUCGACACUCCCCAAGUGGAAAAAGUUUUGGAGCACAACGCAUGGGGCGACAAGAUGCAUACUAUUGACGACUACAUGCUUGGUAUUAUGGCCGAGCAACUCAAGGAUACUAAGCUCGAGCUCCCGAAGGACAAGAAGAAGGGAAAGAAGAAGAAAGGCAAAGACACACGCAAACGAUAA
This is a messenger RNA of Fusarium poae, 5100 nucleotides long. RefSeq names its product swr1 complex component (gene SWR1). Lineage: Eukaryota; Fungi; Ascomycota; Sordariomycetes; Hypocreales; Nectriaceae. Gene Ontology annotation, molecular function: ATP binding; histone binding; ATP hydrolysis activity. Gene Ontology annotation, cellular component: Swr1 complex. The transcript has a single exon. Bases 1 to 5100 code for a protein of 1699 amino acids. The record is from RefSeq and is a predicted model, not a curated record.